UAGAAUUGAGUUGAAAACGUGGACUGGAGAUGUAAAAGCCAAAAUUAAAAGUUUUUAUAACGCAAUUGAACAUGUUUUACAAGAUACUUCACUUGAUAUUCAAAAACAAGAAAAACUAGAACAUUUAAAGGAAAUGCCUGAAGAUGUGGCUCGAAACAAGUCAGAUCUAAAAUAUUCAGAUGAAGUACGCAAUGCUUAUGAUGAUAUUUAUAAUGCAUUGGAGACUUUAAAUAAGAUGAAUUUAACAAAAUUUGAUGACAACAAUCUAUUAACAAUAGAAGUUAUUGACAUCUCUUCUGAGUGGGCUUGUUCUUAUCUUAAAAAUAAUACAAUUGAUUUUCUUAAGUGGGUUUUUUCUGAGAACUCUGUUCCUUCUUUAAACAAAUGGGUAGAAAGUGUGGAAUCACAAAAGCAUUGUGCUCAAAAAAUUCUUGAAUGUUUAGGAGAGAAGCAAAGUCUUGCUAGUAAAAAUUAUAAGUUGACAAAUUCUUCAAACUUUGCAGUUGGCGAUUGUCUGGAUAUAAUGUUCACUAUAAAAAUUAGCAAGAAUCAUCUUGAGUUGCUUUAUGUUGAAAGUAGUUGA
Dentiscutata heterogama is the source of this 583-nucleotide messenger RNA. The record is from the annotation of a GenBank genome assembly. Lineage: Eukaryota; Fungi; Glomeromycota; Glomeromycetes; Diversisporales; Gigasporaceae.